AUGGCUGGUACAAGACUAAAGACUUCCAAGCCUGAGAAGGCCAACAAGGCUUCGAAAAAGGCCGAAGGCAAGACAAAGGCAGGCAAGAAGGCCACCGACGAUGACACUGCCAAGGUUGAGAAGAAGCGAGCAAAGCUGCUAGCUCGCUCCCAGGAACUGGAAAAGGAAGCGCACAAGCUUCUCGCGGAAGCCAAGAAGGCUGCCGACAAGUAUGCGGAACUAACCAAGUCGCUAGAGGAUGAGGAGGAUGACACGUCAUCAGAGACUGACACAUGGGUACAGAGUGAAUCGGACGAAGAAGUACUGACGCCAUCUUCGGAGUCCACGAGCUCGUCUUCCGAUUCCAGCUCCGAAGGCGGUGCCGCCAUUCCCGCUCCCAAAACCAAGCCCGGCAAGAAGAGCAAGAAGGCAAAGGGCAAGCCCGAGCGCAAGAGAAAGCGCCAGGACUCGUCCGAGGACGACACAAGCAGCAGCAGCGACUCCGAGGACAGCGAGGUAGACCAAAAAGCAGCCGCCAAGAUAAAGGCGAAAAAGACCAAGAAGGAGAAGACCAAGAAGCCCAAGGACAAAAAGGACAAAAAGAAGGCUAAAAAGGAAAAGAAAACGGCCCAGGAUACGGAUAGCGACAGCGACAGUGACGACGAAGCGCCGCCCGCCGCUGGCAACAAGCCGGAGAAGAGCUGGCACGUCACGGGCCUCGAUGGCGGGUCGGCCCGGCAGAGCAAGUUCCUGCGGCUGCUGGGCGGCAAGAAGCAGGGCAUGAGCCUGCCCUCGGACAAGGGCGCGGCGGGCAAGGGCGCGUCCGAGUCGACGCGCGCCGAGGCCGACAUUCAGCGCCAGUUUGAGGAGGGCAUGAAGAUGAAGAAUGAAGGUGGCAGCCACCGCCGCGGUCUCGGACUGGGCGCGUGA
Akanthomyces muscarius is the source of this 909-nucleotide messenger RNA. RefSeq lists its product as uncharacterized. The coding region runs from base 1 to 909 and encodes 302 amino acids. The transcript has 2 exons. Lineage: Eukaryota; Fungi; Ascomycota; Sordariomycetes; Hypocreales; Cordycipitaceae. The record is from RefSeq and is a predicted model, not a curated record.